AUGGCACCCCGAAAGUGCAAAGCGCCAUCUUCGGCGAAUGCAGCUUUCGCACAAGAGAUUCGCGACGAGAGGGCCCGUCGGAGGGACGUGAUUCGGGAUCCAAGUUCACUCGAUCGACUCACUGAGCUCAACUCCAUUGAGUCACCUCUUCUACGCCUGCCAGCCGAGAUUAAGAUCAUGAUCUUCACCUACAUCUUCAGCGGCAACGAAUACAUUUUCCGUGGACGUCAGGGUAACCUUGUCUCCUGUGCAGGAUCAUUUACGCAAAUGGACAUGGGUCUUCUCUUGGUCUCACGUCAAGCCUACGCUGACACCGCUCUGCUCCCAUAUAAGCUCGGCAGGAUCUAUUUCCUUUUCGCUGGAAGCUACCACUGGAGUCAAUGCAGUCAAAGCAUUGAAAAUUUCCUGAAGAAGAGAUCGGCUGAACAAAUCAAGGCGAUCGUCAGUCUACGGGCUUCUGGGGCAGGGGAGAAGACUGGGGUAUGGUGGGCCAACAAACUAGCACAACGCACCAAGCUGUCACAAAAGCGCUCAACAAUGCCUUCUCGUCUGAACGGCCAGCCCCCAGCAAAGAAGCGGCGCUUUGAGGGUGCUGAAGAGAGGGCAGCGAUCCGACGUCUCCGCGAGCAAGCUCCUCGCGACAAGAUGUAA
Alternaria viburni is the source of this 651-nucleotide messenger RNA. RefSeq lists its product as uncharacterized. NCBI's taxonomy places the organism in Eukaryota, Fungi, Ascomycota, Dothideomycetes, Pleosporales, Pleosporaceae. The transcript is spliced from 3 exons. The record is from RefSeq and is a predicted model, not a curated record. The coding region runs from base 1 to 651 and encodes 216 amino acids.